UUAAAUUAAAACACUGCCUGUUCGCAGAUAAACAUCGUCUCGAUUAUCAGCACUCUACAACCUCCGACUCAACUCAACUCUACAUCUUCCGACGAAAGACUUCCGAAGACACGAAGGCUGUAAGAGGAUUUCUGCCGGACCUGAAGAGCUGGACUGUAGGCGAGAUCGCUCGUGCUGCGGGUCUCGUCGCUUUCUCUGCCGGUGCGGGUUACUGCAUUUACCGCAGCCUACGGAGAGAAAGAGCUCCUCCGGACCGCACUCAGCCUUCUCACGAGCCUGUGGACGUGCUGAGGGAAUCAUUAGAUAUUCCCUCUCUCCUCCAGGUCGUUGAGCCAAUUCUGCAACUGCUGCCCACCGAACCUCAAGACGAACCACAAGCCGUCAUUCUGCCACUCGAUGCUGGUGAACUGAACAGCGCUUGCUGCGAUGUUCAGUUCAUGUCUGCAGACUCCUCAUCCUCCCAGUCUGAGCCAGUGGACAUCAGGAGAGACAUCCCUGGAAUGAUAAGGGGUCCAGAGAGUCAGCUCGAAACCGUAGAGAUGCACCACUCGACUCACAAAGUUGUUGAGCCACAUCUUCAUUCGCUGCCCAACGAACAACAAGAAGACCCAUCAGCUGUUCUUCCGCCACUCUAUGCUGGUGAGCUGAUCAGCGCUUGCCGAAACAUUCAGUUCCUCUCUGCAGACACCUCCAUCUCCCAGUCUCAGUCAGUGAACAUCAGGACAUACCUCUUGUGGAUGAUAAGGGGCCCAGAGUGUCGUCUUUGCUGGUUUACAACCACAAAGACACAAUCCAUCAAUCACAUGGGAUUCCCUUAUCAUACCACCAUAGAGGAUUGUUUCACUGGCAUACAGGUUGAAUCUGGGAGGGUUACAGAAUUUAUUUCCUGUAACCGAGUGGAGACCGAUAACAUCGUGCCAGGUUUUUAUUAUGUGCAAACCAUGAAAUAUGUGACCUGCACUUACAUGUUUGUGGGUAAAGAUGGGCAAAUGGACACCUCCACUUGGGAGAAGGAAGAGGUUCCCGUUCCAUAUGCGGAGGGUGACGAGAGCCUUAACCCAGAGGAGAUGGAGGUGCCCUUUAUUUGCUGCCAUCUUUCAGACAGAGGGGUUACUGAUGUCGGCCUGAAGCUGCCCGCUCUCCGUGAGGCGUUCGCUACUCUGCUUGUCAGCAUCCACAACAAGAACUUCUUGUUCCUGGUUGGAAAGAAGAUCGUCAUGGCAGCAGCUAACAUCCAGUUGGCCUACGAGGCCUUGAUUCAAUUCCUGAGGACGCCUUCUCAUCAGGAUUCGAUUGAAGCAGAGAUCUCCUCCUGUGUCCCCCACUACAACUUCCUGGAUGUUUUUUUUGAGCUGAUUCUGUUCCGCCAUUUCAGAAGUGGCUCAACACUUGAGACAUUUAAGGGAGGAUUCUUGGAGGGCCUGCUCGAGCUCGUCAGCAUGUGGGAUGUGGACGUGUGGGAGCCUGCAGCAGAGCUGUACUUCACAGUGCUUAUUGAUCACCUAACACAGCUUGCUGAAGUACUGUUCACUCAGCCUCUGGAGCUCUACAGCGACCCAGCAACCUUAGCCGCCACGGUUCAGCAUCUUCUUAAGAAGCACGUCCAGCAGAUGAUGGACAUUUUGGAGAAGCUCUGAGCAAUGUCUUUAUUUUAUUGCUUUAUUUUUUCUUCUUCUGAUUCAUUUUAUGUUCGUUCUUUUCCCUCACUUAUUUUCCCUACAUUGCUCAAGCUCUCCACAGGUAAGUAUGAAUUCAUUUUAUUUCCAUUUUUGAUUAAGAUUUCAAAAAUCUCUCUUUUUCCUGCAGGUUUUGAGCAGUGAACCCCAGGACUGAAGACGGGCUUAACUCUAGGAUCCCUCUUCCCUUAAUAAUCAUCCCAUUAUAAUCUAUCUCUUUAUUCUUAUCCCACUCCCCUAUUCCUAUAGAUAAUAAAUGUAUUAAUAUAAUAUUUUGUAAAUAAACUUUACAUACUUAAUAAAUAUUAGUAAAUAU
This is a messenger RNA of Tachysurus fulvidraco (yellow catfish), 1992 nucleotides long. RefSeq lists its product as uncharacterized. NCBI's taxonomy places the organism in Eukaryota, Metazoa, Chordata, Actinopteri, Siluriformes, Bagridae. The coding region runs from base 438 to 1637 and encodes 399 amino acids. The record is from RefSeq and is a predicted model, not a curated record. Gene Ontology annotation, biological process: mitochondrial fusion. The transcript is spliced from 18 exons.